Trichomonas vaginalis G3 is the source of this 1458-nucleotide messenger RNA. RefSeq lists its product as uncharacterized. The transcript has a single exon. The record is from RefSeq and is a predicted model, not a curated record. The coding region runs from base 1 to 1458 and encodes 485 amino acids. NCBI's taxonomy places the organism in Eukaryota, Parabasalia, Trichomonadida, Trichomonadidae.
AUGACAGAAUCUCCUUCGCCUCUUGGGGAAAAUAUUAUUAAAAUACCAGAUAACAUUGAACUGAAACCUGUUUCUCAUCCGGCUGUAGCUCGUCGUGUUGAAAAUCUUGAAAAUCCAACUUUAUCUAAAUCAAUUUCAGUUUCUAAUGGAUUAAAUAAGCCCCUCUGGCAGUCUAUGCAAAAGAACUUGCAAACAAAUGAUGAUUUCUUCUGUUUACCUCCUUCUCCGAACGGAAAACAAAAAAGAAGGAUUAAACGAAAGAGUUCUUUCGGUGUAGCACCACAACCACAACAUUUAUAUCAUAAAGAUCAAGGUCUUCCCGAUGAAAACGGAGAAAUACCACAAAAUGAUUUAACUUCAUUUUUCAAGUUUGCCAAGACACCUUUAUCAACUACAGACAUCGCAGACCAUAUAUGCAAGAAAUUACAAAAGAAUUUAGAGUCAUGUCUCAUUACUUUAAAGGAUUGUCUCCAAAAAACGCAAAAUUUAAUUGAUCAAAUCAAAAACGAAUCAGCAAAAGUAGUAAACGUUACUUCUCUACAAAUAAAUCAGAACAGGAUCAUUGCUAUGCUCCCAAUUCUUAAACUUCGAUAUCAAAUCAAACAAAGUCAAACAGAAGCCAGAGUUUGCCAAGGAAAUAUUAGAAGAAUUGCGCAAAUACAAGACUUCGCUGAUAUAGCCAAGAAUUUGAUCAUUAAAUUCGAUUUUAAAGGUUUUAGAAAGAAUUAUAUUUUUACUCAACCUGCGACAAAUAAAUACACUAGAAUCAUAUCAGCCUUAGAUAAGAUGAUAUCAACUAGUUCUCCCGUCGAAGAUAAAGACUGGAUGCGUCAUUUUGAAAAUCCUCAAUCAAGAUAUUACCAAAUACUUACCAGAUUCAAGCAACACCUUAACGAAAUGGAUUACAGCGAUGUAGAUGUUAUUAUUCACGCAAUUACGAAUAACAAAAAAUUUUAUCCGGAAAUUCGAACAUUUCUAUUCAAUACUGCAUGGGAACAGAUCAUGUUUCCAUUCUCUGAUACUCCGCAGCUCCAUUUCCCCAAUGUUUUCUCAAGAACUCCAAAAUCUUUUAAUGCCCCUUAUAUUUCUGAGCCAUUUGCCUCUAUGGAGCUUCGUGUCCUUAAUUCCACGGAUUGGCCGUUCAGAAUUGUCAGCGAAGACCUGUUUUUGAUUUUAAUUGAAACAGAUCCUUUCAACAUCGCUGAUUUCUUCUGGGAAUCGAUAGAAAGAAUAGGAAGGAUUGUUAAGAAGAUGGAUCCAUCUGUUACUGAUCUAGAUUUCGAUCAAUUGUUCUCUCUUUUGCUUGUAAUAACUUUUUCAUUUGGAGUUGAUGAAAUUCUUGAGUGUUUCAAGUUUUCUGCAUCGUUUGAGGAUUUCGAAACAGAGAGUGUGCACAGGAAAUUCGCAAUGCAGCACAUGGAAGGUAUUGUAAGUUAUAUACUCAAUAUCAAAGAAUAG